This is a messenger RNA of Onychostoma macrolepis, 1681 nucleotides long. RefSeq names its product asialoglycoprotein receptor 1-like. Lineage: Eukaryota; Metazoa; Chordata; Actinopteri; Cypriniformes; Cyprinidae. The transcript is spliced from 6 exons. The record is from RefSeq and is a predicted model, not a curated record. The coding region runs from base 1 to 1005 and encodes 334 amino acids.
AUGGGUCCACUUAGAGCAAAAAUGUCUGAUGAUAUUUAUGACGAUGCCUUCGGGACAGAGACUGAAGGAAUGAAGAGAGAGAGAAUGGAGAUGACGGUGGAUAUCUAUGAGAGUGCAGAUCAUGUGAGAGAUCAUGACUUCAGGACAGAGACAAAGAUACAUCAACCACUUCAGCGUACAGGAAGUGAUUCAGAGAGGAUCAGAAGAUACAGAGCAGCUGUAGUGUGUUUUGUUCUGCUGUGUGUUCUUCUGCUGACUGCAGUCAUAGUGCUGUGUGUCCACAUCCACACAAACAACACAAACUACACACAAGAGACACACCAGCUACUAACCAACAUCACCAACCUCACAGAAGAAAGAGACAAUCUACGAACCAACAUCACCAACCUCACAGAAGAAAGAGACAAUCUACGAACCAACAUCACCAACCUCACAGAAGAAAGAGACAAUCUACGAACCAACAUCACCAACCUCACAGAAGAAAGAGACAAUCUACUAACCAACAUCACCAACCUCACAGAAGAAAGAGAUAAACAUGCAAAUCUGUUGAACAAGAGAGACCAGCUAAUAAAUCAGCUUCCAAUUCUUGGUAAAGACGAUCAAUGGAUUUACUAUCAAUUCAGUUUUUACUACAUGUCCAAUGAGACAAAGAGCUGGACUGAGAGCAGAAGAUACUGUACAGAGAGAAGAGCAGAUCUGAUCAUCAUAAACAACAGAGAGGAACAAGAUUUUGUUAUGAAAAUUACUGAUAAAAGAGAAUUCUGGAUUGGUGUGACUGAUGCUUAUGAAGAGGGCAGAUGGAAAUGGGUUGAUGACACCAACAUGACCUCUGGGUUCUGGGCAUCCAGUGGAGAAAUAAAAGAGCCAAAUGGAGGACGUUUAGAGAACUGUGCUGUGACUUAUUUAAAAAAGAACCCUGCUGUUUUAGGGUGGCAUGAUGUUAAAUGUAAUGAUGCUUAUCAAUGGAUCUGUGAGAAGAGUAUUUUACCUCUCAUACAGUCCUAGGAUUUCUUUUUUUUCUUUUUUUUUUGGGACGACCCAGGUUUAACUGCGAAACUUUCAUAACUAAUGAUUAUCAUUUAAAGCUGGGGUGUCCAUUUUUGCUUCUGAAUCGUCACAUUGUGUCUUUGAUAUUUGAUUUAUGAUAUGAAAUAUUUAUUACUAGAUUCCAGGCAGGCGUGUUGGAGCUGAAGUCUUUAGGAUGGUGAUUCUGCAGGAGCAGGACUGAACACUCCUGUUUGAAGAAAAAUAUUUAUUGCCAUCUUGCAUCUAACUUAUCGACUGUGUUGAAAAUGGCCGCUGUAAAAUUGUUGUAGUGUUCAUCUUGUUGCCAGGAUGAUUGUUUUGUAAACUGGAAUGGAUUUAUGAGACAAUAAACAGAUAAGAUUUUAAAACAAUUUCAACUCAUUAUUAAUUGUGUGAAAAGCUGUUGAAGAAGUUGUAUGACUGUACAUUAUCUAUUAAAUAUGCAUCUGCAGUGCGCUAAUGUGUAUCUUGUUUAUCGUUAGCCACUUUCUAGGAAAUAAGCAAAAGCUUGUCUCAGAAAAUGGCAUGGCGUCACUAAAACUGGAUUGGACGGGAUCAUUUUAAGGCAGACCUGAACUUUAAGAAAUAUCCUGGGAUAUUUGCCUUUUGAAAGUAUUCAUUGCACUUAGGGGUGGGCGAUAUGGCAAAAAUAUCA